AAAAAAAAUACGUCCACUCUUCCAUCCCGUGCUGACUGUUGAUUAUACACAAGAUGAGUUAUUCCAACGACGUUAUUGCUAGAAACAAUCCAGUCCUUGUUAUUGACAAUGGUACUGGUUUUACCAAGAUGGGUUAUGCUGGUAACAGUGAACCAAACUAUAUCAUUCCAACCUGUAUUUCACACAAUCCAAAAUCAGCAGAAAAGGGUUUGGAAGAUCUCGAUUUCUACAUUGGUUAUGAAGCACAAGAAAAAACUGGUGGAAACUAUGAUUUGGUAUAUCCAAUGAGACACGGUCUUAUUGAAGAUUGGAGCAAGAUGGAAAUGUUGUGGGAACAAUGCUUCUUUAACUAUUUGAAAUGUGAACCUGAGGAUCACUACUUGAUGUUGACUGAACCUCCACUCAAUCCACCAGAAAAUCGUGAACAAACAGCUGAAAUUAUGUUCGAAACAUUCAACGUUUCUGGUUUGUACAUUGCUGUCCAAGCUGUUUUGGCUUUGUGUGCUUCUUGGACAUCAUCCAAAUCUAAAAAGCUUGGUUUGGGUGGUACAUUGUCUGGUACUGUUAUUGACUCUGGUGAUGGUGUUACUCACGUCAUUCCUGUUGUUGAAGGUUAUGUCAUUGGUUCUAGUAUUAAACACAUCCCAUUGGCUGGUAGAGAUGUCACUGAAUUCUUGAUGCGUUUCGUUAUGGAUCGUGAAAAGAAUAUGCCAUCUGAAGAUAUCAAAUUGGCUGUCCAAAAGAUCAAGGAAAAGUAUUGUUAUGUCUGUUCCGAUUUGGCAAAGGAAUUUGGUAAAUUUGACCAAAAUCCAGCAGAAAAUAUUCUCAAGUACUCUCAAGAAAAUAAGAGAUCUGGUAAAUGGGAAAUUGAUGUUGCCUAUGAAAGAUUCUUGGCUCCAGAAGUCUUUUUCAAUCCAGAAAUUUUCACUGAAACUUUCAGCACUCCACUCCCAGACGUUGUUGAUCAAUGUAUUCUCUCAUCACCAAUUGAUGCUCGUAGAGCUUUGUACAAGAAUAUUGUCCUUUCUGGUGGUUCAACAAUGUUUGAACACUUUGAUAGACGUUUACAACGUGACAUGAAGAAGAAAUUGGAUGAACGUUAUGAAAGAGCUGUUUCCAUGACUUCAAGUGGUAAGCCAAAGCCAAGUCCUUUGGAAUGUAACGUUAUUGCUCACAAUCACCAACGUUUUGCUGUUUGGUUUGGUGGUUCCAUGUUGGGUACUAUGAACGAAUUCAAGAGAGUCUGUUAUACCAAGGCUCAAUAUGAUGAAAUGGGUCCAUCUAUUGCUCGUAGAUCCCAAGUCUUCCAAAACUUUGUUUAAACCAUCCAAGUUUUCAUUUCGUCAAGCAAGUAACACAUUUAUUGUGUUGAGUUUUACCUUUCUUUUGUAUUAAUUCUUCCCUAAAAGUAAUUUAUUGAUUAAAAAACGUUCUUCAGUGAACAUAUUUUGU
Naegleria gruberi is the source of this 1452-nucleotide messenger RNA. Its product is annotated as actin-related protein ARP3. The transcript has 2 exons. Gene Ontology annotation, cellular component: Arp2/3 protein complex; actin cortical patch. Bases 54 to 1322 code for a protein of 422 amino acids. The record is from RefSeq and is a predicted model, not a curated record. NCBI's taxonomy places the organism in Eukaryota, Heterolobosea, Eutetramitea, Acrasida, Naegleriidae. Gene Ontology annotation, biological process: Arp2/3 complex-mediated actin nucleation. Gene Ontology annotation, molecular function: actin filament binding.